Molecule: messenger RNA, 3950 nt
Organism: Triplophysa rosa
Lineage: Eukaryota; Metazoa; Chordata; Actinopteri; Cypriniformes; Nemacheilidae
Gene: p4hb
Product: prolyl 4-hydroxylase, beta polypeptide
Exons: 11
Coding region: 184-1710 (508 amino acids)
Biological process (GO): protein folding; response to endoplasmic reticulum stress
Cellular component (GO): endoplasmic reticulum
Molecular function (GO): protein disulfide isomerase activity
Source: RefSeq, a predicted model, not a curated record
GCGCAUGCGCAGCAACAUAGUCCUCUCCGUUUCCUGGACAUACUGCCACGUUAUUAGUGGCAUACAACACAAUUUAGGCGACAUUUAGGACUAGUACAAGUUAAAAGAAAUCAGCUACGUUAUCUGUCUUCGAGUGUAAAAUUACAGUUUACCUAAGAGUUCUUGGCUUGAAGAUUAUCUGAGAUGCUAAAGUUGUUGAUUGUGUGCGCACUGGCCGCCGUCGCCGCGGCUGAUUUUCCUGAGGAGGAAGAUGUGCUCGUGCUGAAGAAAAGUAACUUCGAUGAGGUGCUCAAAACUUACCCAAAUGUCCUCGUUGAGUUUUAUGCUCCUUGGUGUGGGCACUGCAAGGCCCUGGCCCCAGAAUAUGCUAAAGCUGCAGGAAUCCUGAAAACAGAAGGUUCAGAUAUCAGACUAGGUAAAGUAGAUGCCACAGAGGAGAAUGAACUUGCUCAAGACUUUGGUGUUCGAGGAUAUCCCACCAUCAAGUUCUUUAAGGGAGGAGAAAAGGAAAACCCCAAGGAGUAUUCUGCUGGUCGACAGGCUGAUGAUAUUGUCAACUGGCUGAAAAAGCGAACUGGUCCUGCAGCCUCUACUUUAAGUGAUGUCACACAAGCCGAGUCUCUUAUUGCAGAUAAUGAGGUUGCAGUCAUUGGUUUCUUUAAGGAUGUUGACUCGGAUAGUGCCAAGGCCUUCAUUAAAGCUGCAGAGGCUGUGGACGAAAUCCGCUUCGGCAUUACCUCUGACGAUGCCGUUUAUACAAAGUUUGAAAUUGCCCAGGAUGGUGUUGUGCUUUUUAAGAAGUUUGAUGAGGGUCGCAACAAGUUUGAUGGAGAGAUCAGCAAAGAAAAUCUCUUGAACUUCAUCAAGGCCAACCAGCUUCCACUGGUUAUAGAGUUCACAGAGCAGACUGCUCCAAAAAUCUUUGGAGGUGACAUCAAGUCCCAUAUUCUAAUGUUUUUGCCCAAAACAGCUGAAGACUUCCAGGACAAGAUGGAACAUUUUAAGAAAGCCUCAGCAGGCUUCAAAGGCAAGAUUCUCUUCAUAUUUAUUGACAGUGAUGUGGAUGAUAACCAGAGAAUCUUGGAGUUUUUUGGCCUAAAGAAGGAAGAGUGCCCAGCGAUCCGCCUCAUCACCCUAGAGGAAGAAAUGACCAAAUACAGACCAGAAAGCUCUGACAUCACAGCAGAGAACAUCAUUGCCUUUUGCAACGCCUUUACAGAGGGCAAACUAAAGCCACAUCUGAUGAGUCAGGACAUUCCUGAAGACUGGGAUAAGAACCCUGUCAAGGUCUUGGUGGGCAAGAAUUUUGAAGAGAUUGCUUUCAACUCUGCCAAGAAUGUCUUUGUGGAGUUUUAUGCCCCAUGGUGUGGUCACUGUAAGCAGCUGACUCCCAUUUGGGAUCAACUGGGUGAGAAAUUCCAAAACAACCCUGAUAUCAUUGUGGCCAAGAUGGACUCCACAGCUAAUGAGAUUGAAACUGUCAAAGUACAUAGCUUCCCUACUCUGAAGUUCUUCCCUGCUGGUGAUGACCAUAAGGUAAUUGACUACAAUGGUGAGAGAACACUAGAUGGAUUUACAAAGUUUUUGGAGAGCGGAGGAAAAGAUGGUGGGGCACCAGCAGGAGAUGAUGAUGAAGAAUCAGACGAUCUGGAUCUUGAUGAUGCAGAGGAAGAUGACUCUGAUGUGGAAGAUGGACAUGAUGAGUUAUAAGAGUCGGAAUGAAGAAGUGAAACCCUUUUACCCAAAUGGACAAAGCCUUUCAUCACCACCACCUACGUUUGAAAACCUUCCUGUAUGUGAACACUAAAGCUGUUCCUAAAUAAUCUUAUAGCCACCAGGUGUAACGGAGAGCUUCGUCAGCCAGUACUGUGGUCUUCACCGACUCCACCAGUCAUAUGCAGUACAGAGAAGUGUCUUUCUGCCCACAUAAAGAGCUUAAUAGCAUUAAAGAACUUUAGUAACUUCCCUCCACCCAAAUUAUUUUUGAUAUGUUUUAUUAUACCCUGAUAUUACCAUAUAAUUUAUUUUUAGGAAUCUGUAAUGCUCUGUCAAACUUUCACUUUAAAACUGCUGACUAUUUUUAUGAUUCAGGGGUGAUUCUUUUUUGUUUUUUUCCAUGUAUUACUGCUAAAAUGUUUGGACCGUUGUUUCAGGGCAGAUAAGAUGAAUGUUUGACCGUGUAAAAGGAAACAAAUGUAAACCGUGAAGUAAGGCACAACAGCUGUUUGACUGUGCAAAAAGUUUUAAUGCCAUCAUUCCGUAUCAGUUAAUGAUCUCUUGUACCUUCCUGCUGUCCAUGACCUUAUUGGAAAAUGCCAGCUGGUGGUAUCAUGUCAUUUGACUUGGUGGUCUGUGAAAGCCUUUUAUUCCCCCUCUUAUGAUAGGGUUCAGGGUUGUAAGCCUAUAUUUUUCUUGGUGGGGUUAAUUUCAGGGGCGGUAUUAAAAGAUGGGGGGUUUGGGAAUUGGGGUUCAGUUUUUAAGGGAUGGGGUUAGGAUUUUGAAAUGAAAAGGAUGACAGACAGAUUAAAAUGACAGAGAUGCAAAGCAUUCCAUUGCAUUUAAAUUGAGAAGUUAACUGGUGGCCAAAUAAAUAACAAAUGGUGAAACUGUUGUGUUUAUUUUGAUAACUAAUUAUUGAUUUGGCCCCAAGCACUGAAAGUGUGAAAGGCCCUGUUUUUUUUAAGGAUUAUUCUUGUUUUCAAGGUUUCGAUGUGUUUUGAGGUCCUUAACAUGGCCAAGAACUGGUUGUCAGUUGUCUGCCCUUAAAAAGGUUAGCACAUAGGUGUGGCAGCCAAGGGGACUUUGCAGCACCCUUGUUAAAGGCCAAUUAAAAUUGUAUAUAAAUGGCACAUUCAUGUAUACAAUUUGGUACAUGUAAUUCUUAUUGGCCCAAAUAACUUUUGCACUGACAUUUAUUGGCUUUGCCCCACAGGAAGAUUUUUGGGAAUUGCAUGUGGUAAAUUUUUAAAUAAUCUUCCUUGGUGAUUUAUGUGUUUGCUACUGAACUUGGUCAACAUUAUGUUGCUAAAUUGUCAAGAGAUUUUUUUAUUUCAUCACACGGUCCAAAAAUGUUCUAAAAAUUUCAGAAUAGAACAGCCUGACAUCUACAUGCCAGUAUGCACCUGUGGUUAUAGUCACACCUUUUUGUAACAAGAAGUGCCACGUUUAACACUGUGAUGCACAUCUAGCAACAUGCUAAAAUGUCAUCUGUUGUUAAACAAGCUAGCAACUCAGUCAUUUUUGUUAACCAUGGUUAUUUCUAAUAAAACCAUGGUUUCAUCAGCUGUAAUCAAUAUGGCAAAACAUGAUUAUUGUACUUUUACCAUAAAAAGGGUUAAUUUUUGUAUAUAAUUUAUUUUUUAGUUUCAGUUAAAUUCUAUAAAUGUUUACAUCCUGUGUGACUGAGCAAAGAAAAAAAGUCAUGUGGAUUACUUUUGUGAUGAAUGGAUGGGUCUCUAUCCAAUGCCGUUCCAAGGCUAUAUGUAAAAUCACUCAGAUUGUGUUUGGCUCAAGGAUGGCAGGAGCACGAGUAAAUUUUGGCUUAAAUGUUAUAUUUGGUUGAACUAUUCCUUUAAAGGAAUAGUUCACCUUCAAAAUGAAAAUUCUGUCAUGUGUGUGAUUUUCUACUGCAAAACACAAAAUAAUAUAUUUUGAAAAAUGUUGGUAACCAAAAAUCGUUGGUGCCCAUUGUCUUCUAUUGUAUGGACACAAAACCAAUGCAAGUCAAAUGGGGACCAACGGUUUUCUGUUACCAACAUUUUUCAAACAAAUUUCUCAAAACAAAGGUGUUACUUUUAUGACCAAUAUAUACAUCACUGCUAUCUUUCUGAUACCUUGUAUCUCCAUAUUUCAUGAUUUUAUUUUUUGCCAUAAAUCAUUAUUAUUAGUCAUCCUUUAUUUUUGUCACUGGGUUUUGCUAAUAUGUAACCAAUAAAAAGUAUUAAAAAGUG